This is a messenger RNA of Prorocentrum cordatum, 639 nucleotides long. NCBI's taxonomy places the organism in Eukaryota, Dinophyceae, Prorocentrales, Prorocentraceae. The record is from the annotation of a GenBank genome assembly.
GGCGUUGCGAGGAGGGCCCUCCUCCUCCGAAGGCGAAGGCGAAGAGGAAUUCUAGACGGAGGGAGGGGACCGCCGAUUCCUGUUGCGGAGCAGCGCGCGGUGAUGGGCGUGGAGCGGGAGGUGAUCGAGGAGGGCGACGGGCGAACCUACCCCAAGCGGGGCGACGUCGUGACGAUCCACUACACGGGCAGGCUGAGCGCCAGCGGGCAGAAGUUCGACUCGAGCCUGGACCGCGGGAGGCCCUUCGAGACGGAGAUCGGCGUGGGCCGGGUGAUCCGCGGGUGGGACGCCGCCGUGCCUCUCAUGAGCCUCGGCGAGAAGGCGAAGCUGCGCAUCUCCAGCGACUUCGCCUACGGCUCGACGGGCAUAGGCGGCGGCAUGAUCCCGCCGAACUCCGACCUCGAGUUUGAGGUGGAGUUGCUGAAGAUAUCCUCCCCGGGCGCCGCGGGCCCCGGCCGCGCGCGGCGCGGCGGCGGCCCUGGGGACGGCGGCCCCGCCGACGCUGGUCCAGCCGGACGCCACAGCGAGGGGCGGCCGAGGAUCCGAGGCUGUGGGAGAUACCGAAGGAGGAGCGGCCCUUCGACGUCGGCAACACGGUGGAGGUGCACGGGCUGCAGUCCGAGGCAGCCAGUCAGCUGA